Molecule: messenger RNA, 342 nt
Organism: Myxocyprinus asiaticus (Chinese sucker)
Lineage: Eukaryota; Metazoa; Chordata; Actinopteri; Cypriniformes; Catostomidae
Product: ladderlectin-like
Exons: 5
Coding region: 1-342 (113 amino acids)
Source: RefSeq, a predicted model, not a curated record
AUGCUGCACGAAAACAGCCAAAGCCUUGAUGCAAAUCUUGCAUCUGUGCAUAGUAAAGCUGAAAAUGAUUUUCUGCUGAGUCUGCUGAAUGUUUCUAGUCAUGCUUACAUCGGUGGUCAUUAUGGUGAACAAGAUGGCCAAUGGUUGCGGAGUGAUGGGACCACCUUUGACUACACCAACUGGUACACUACAGAACCUAACAACAAUGGUGGUCCAGAGAACUGCUUGGAGAUAAACUGGGCCAGUAACCGCUGCUGGAACGAUCUAAGCUGUUCAUUCGCAACAGGCUAUAUUUGUGCUAAAGCUUCACACACUCUUGAAAUUCUGAAGGCUGUACUCUGA